AACACAUCCAUAAAUAUCUCACCGACAUUUACCCGAGCAUAGUGACGUUCCUCACUAACAAUUUGGAGACGUCAGCCUCAGCUGCAACCCGACUAAGCCUCGUGAGCCCCUCUACCUAGGUACCACUAUAGGGGAGAAGCAAGACUUACCUCUCAAACAUCAAACUCCUCAUAACAGCUGCAGAAUUGUCGAGCCAUCACCGACUCUCCUCGGUGUACCUUCGACAAGAUGCCAGCCUACAAUUCCAUGUUCAACAAUGAUCCCAACAUACCUCGUCUGAUUGGGAACUUUCCUCUCCUUCCUCUACGCACCAAGACCCGUGGUCCAGCAUACGUCCUCCCACCUCCCAACCCCCCUUUACCCGCCAACGAGAGUCCGGACCCAGACGCAGAGUCCUACGAUAUACUCGACGAAGUGCUCUCGCUUUUCCGUGCCAACACUUUCUUCCGUAACUUCGAGAUCCAGGGGCCCGCCGACCGUCUACUUAUCUACGGCAUCCUAUUCGUGAGCGAGUGUCUCGGCAAGAUCCGCCCGCACCACUCACUUCGGGAUGCUACGAAGGAUGUGUUGAAUACUGCUUUGGAUCUUAACUUUGCGAUCCCGGGAGACCCUGCGUUUCCCUUGAACCAGAUUUACGAACCCCCACGAGACCGACAAGACGCCGAACAACUACGACAAUACCUAUCCCAAGUACGACAAGAGCUCGCCGCGCGGUUGCUAGCGCGAGUAUACGACGAGGAAGGAGAUGGAAAGCCGAGCAAGUGGUGGUUAAGCUUCACAAAGAGAAAGUUCAUGGGCAAGCAAUUGUAAGAAGACGAGAUAUCCUCACUUCAAAAACACAUAAGAGCACGGGAUCAAAACAAAAAGUGUUGAACUUGUACGGAGUCCAAAUGGUUCAUGAGAAUAAAUGCCCAUAGCAAGGGAUAUC
Messenger RNA from Hypoxylon trugodes, 928 nucleotides. RefSeq names its product ARP2/3 complex 21 kDa subunit. The transcript has 3 exons. Gene Ontology annotation, cellular component: Arp2/3 protein complex; cytoskeleton. Bases 229 to 810 code for a protein of 193 amino acids. Gene Ontology annotation, molecular function: actin filament binding. Gene Ontology annotation, biological process: Arp2/3 complex-mediated actin nucleation; regulation of actin filament polymerization. The record is from RefSeq and is a predicted model, not a curated record. Lineage: Eukaryota; Fungi; Ascomycota; Sordariomycetes; Xylariales; Hypoxylaceae.